This is a messenger RNA of Nannizzia gypsea CBS 118893, 1206 nucleotides long. Its product is annotated as oxidation resistance protein 1. Bases 1 to 1206 code for a protein of 401 amino acids. Gene Ontology annotation, cellular component: nucleus. NCBI's taxonomy places the organism in Eukaryota, Fungi, Ascomycota, Eurotiomycetes, Onygenales, Arthrodermataceae. The transcript has 2 exons. The record is from RefSeq and is a predicted model, not a curated record. Gene Ontology annotation, biological process: response to oxidative stress.
AUGUCGUCGACCUCAGGAAAUAGCUCCGACUACCCAAGGGCAAGCAACUCUAGAUCUCAGCAAUCGCAACAACAGCGACCCUCGCCGCAGUCAACAUCUUCUUACCUGACCUAUCCCGUUUCCCAUGUUGUCUCCGGUAUAUAUCGACGGCUUACAGAGCCAGGCCCGCCUCCCUCCGCCCGCUCGCUCAACCCCAUGAGUGACGCCGCAGUUUUCACUCCCCCACGCCGCACAGCUUCCCCGUUCCACCCUCCGCCACUGACGCCGCUUACCCUCGAAUGCUCUCCAAGUGAUACGGGCCGGCUCCUUACACGGUCAUUAGCUGAGGAGAUUAGGCUGCUGGUUCCUCCUCGGCUCCAGCUCGUGGACACAUGGAAACUGGUAUACAACCUCGACCGGGACGGCGCAUCCCUAUCUACCCUCUAUGAUAAAUGCAGAGAGCACUCGGAAAUAAGCCGACGCGCUGGAUACCUUCUUGUUGUCCGUGAUGCCUCCUCGUCUCCAUUUCCUGGGGCCGGGAAUGCCAACCCUGCUGGCGGCGGGGCGACUACAGGUGGUUCAUUAUUCGGUGCCUAUCUUACCGAUGCACCACACCCUGACUCUCAUUAUUACGGGACUGGCGAAUGUUUCCUCUGGCGGGCUAGUGCUCUUUCAUCUACUUCAGUGAUACCAACUACUAUUGCAAACGGGAACAGUACAAAACCUGGUCAGUCCUUGCGCGAGAGUUUGGAGCAAGCUGGCCUGCCUCCACCUCCAAGUGCGGAUACUACCAAUAUUCGUGGGAGAAAUACUACAUUUAGAGGUGAGGCUGAGCCCAUUGCCCCCAGAAAUUAUGGGGGAGAAUCCCUUCUCCAAUCUUCCACAGCGGAAGAAGGAGGCGGGCGCAAUGACUCGCCCAUCUCACAGACACAGGUUGGGGUCAAUCUAGUUGCUAACCCCCGUGCAGACAGCAGCAGAAGUGGUACCCAUACCCCAGAGCACAUCAGAUUUAAAGCGUUUCCAUACAGCGGAGUUAAUGACUAUAUGAUAUUUUGCGAGACUGGAUUUCUCAGUGUAGGCGGAGGCGAUGGACACUAUGGCUUAUGGUUAGAUGAUUCUUUUGAGAAAGGUGUAUCUAGCCCUUGCCUCACAUUUGGAAACGAACCGCUCAGUGACGAAGGCACCAAGUUUGACGUCCUGGCCGUCGAGGUAUGGAGUAUCGGAUAA